Molecule: messenger RNA, 2090 nt
Organism: Ornithorhynchus anatinus (platypus)
Lineage: Eukaryota; Metazoa; Chordata; Mammalia; Monotremata; Ornithorhynchidae
Gene: ZNF346
Product: zinc finger protein 346
Exons: 7
Coding region: 51-920 (289 amino acids)
Molecular function (GO): zinc ion binding; double-stranded RNA binding
Source: RefSeq, a predicted model, not a curated record
GCGGGGGGGAGGGAGGAGGCCGCCCCCCUCCGCGGUGGGCUUCGGGGAAGAUGGCGGACGGCGCGGGCAGCAACGGGGACGCCGUGGUGGUGGCUGUGCCCGUGGGGAAGGCGGCAGUGGACCGUAUGAUCCAGGACAAGAACCACCUGUUCACCUCCACCCAGUGUAAAGUGUGCAGCGCCCUGCUCAUUUCCGAGUCCCAGAAGCUGGCCCACUACCAGAGCAAGAAACACGCCAACAAAGUCAGGCGGUAUCUGUCCAUCCACGGUGAGGAGGAGUUUACCCAGGGGAAGAGGAUGAAGAUGGAUUCCUCACGGGAGGGCGGCCGAGCCGAGGACAGGAACAAAUGCUGCCCUGUCUGUAACAUGACCUUUUCCUCGCCCGUCGUGGCCCAGUCGCACUACCUGGGGAAGACCCACGCCAAGAACCUGAAGCUGAAGCAGCAGCAGCCACAGCAGCAGCCCCCCCCACACCACACCGAAGCUCGGGCGAGGCUCCCCACCAGCCCCCCCUCGGCCCCCGCCAGCACGCCCUCUCUCGAGGUGAGCCAGGACCCGUCGUCCGAUCCGGACCGGUUCUGCCGCCUGUGUCACGCCACCUUCAACAACCCCACGGUGGCCCGCCAGCACUACGUCGGCAAGAAGCACAAGAAGCAGGAGACCAAGCUCAGGCUGUUGGCUCACUACGGACACAGCCCAGACUCCCCUGUGGCUUCUUCCGCUGGGAAGGGUUACCCCUGCAACACGUGCCACCUAGUCCUCAACUCCAUUGAGCAGUACCUCGCCCACGUCAGCGGCUUCAAGCACAAGAACCAGACGCCGGGAGCGGGGCCGGCCCCAGGGCGCUUCGCCAGGCAGCAGUACGUGCAGGAAGAGCCGACCACCCCGGGAGGUUACAGCUACUUCAGCCAGGACUUCUAGAGCAAGGGGACGAAGGCGCUUCUCCCCUCCGAACCGCAGCCGCCUGCCCGGAACACACGACUCCCGCGGGCUCGCGCCCGCCCCGCUCUCCGGACGGCGGGCGGCCAGCCCGGGGAGGUCAGGCUUCCUAAACUGAUCGGCUGGAGGCGGCCCGCUAGCCACGGUGAGCUGCCGGGUCGGCGCCUCGGCCCGGGAGUCCCUCGGGCACACGGGCGGGCGGGCGACCCUUCUCACCCGCCAUCUGGUCCCCCUGUGCCGUCUCCCCUGGCCUUCUGUGUCCAGCACAGCGUUCUGUUCUUGACCGAGUGGAAGACCAGAAGGAUUCUGGGAGCCCUGGCUGGUGCCCUCUAGUAGCCUCCCUCGGGAGUUGGGAUUCUUGUUCCCAGGGAGCUCGGGCGGGCGGAAGGAAGUGCAGAGACCCUCCCCCAUCAUUACUCCCCCUCCCCCGCAACCCGUUCCCACAGCCUGCACUUCCCCGCCCUGGGACGUUCCCAGCGCCUUGGGGUUGUGUAGUCUCCCCAGGCGACAGCUGCUGCCGGCAGGGGGGCGUCAAGCGGGGGGGCGUCAAACGGGACAGGUGGGAGAGUGCCCCCCCCCAGCAGCCCCCUCUUCGGCCCAGCCCCCGCCCGUCAGGAGGGUCUCUGCCCCACCAGGAUUCGUUUGCCGCUGCUGGAAGAUUGGUCUCCCAGCUGGAGAGCGGACACGGGCCGACCGAGGGGCUUUAGAGGGAGGAGGGGGCCCCGCCGAUCCCGUUGUCUCGCGCUGGCCAGGCUGAGGUCCUGUGGUCACGAGGAGCACACGGCUGUUGGUGCGGGGAGGAGGAGACACCACCCCCACAUACCUCCGCUCCUGAGGGGUUCGCUGAGUUUUGCCCCCCUCCACUUCCUCCAUUACCCUGCCUGCGUCGCGGCCAUUUCGGUGAGGAUCUGCCAGGCUGCCUGCUUUAGAGGAGGUUGCCCAUCGAGCCCCUCCGUCGCAGGGAGGCACCUCCCUGGGGCAUGGAGGGAGAAAGAGCGUGCCGUUGGCCACAAGGGCCCCUGGGCACAUGGGUCAAGGCCCCGAGGGUGGGCAGUUGCGCACUGGGAGGGGUGGAGGCCCUGGCAGAGAUGGGUGGGUUCACUCAGUCCUGCUUGGUGCAAGUCUUUCCAACAAUAGAGUGUGUUUCCUAGA